AACGCGUACCUCAUACCCCAACUUGCUUGGUCCGAUCUAUUUUGCUCUCUUUACACUUUCGUGGAUAUAAUUUUGCUCGCGUUCAGUAUUCCAUAUUCCUCUAUCCAAUACCUUGUAAAUGCCUUGGACCCAAGUUACUUUCGGGUUGCUCCGGCGGCGGAGAGGUACUAUCCAAAUUUAAGACCAUUCGUGCACCUGAGAAAAGCAAACAUCACUUUUGAACAACGUUACCGAUAUGGAUUACCGAUAUAUCGAUAUGGAUUACUGUUGGCAUUUUUAGGUUCGGUGGGAAUGACAACUCAUCAUUGGACUGCUGCGAUUAAGUAUUCUUCGAAUAAUGCUUCGAUUAGCUGCACAAGCAAUGCGCUAGGUGUAUCAGAAACUAUUAACACUACACUACACAUUCGUCCUUCUUGCGUGUGGUCAAUUCUACCGAAUAUGGCAGUGAUUUUCUGUUACUCACGGGUAAUGAUCGCGUAUGGUUCAAAGUGGAAGACAAAGCUACAAACCUUGCUCUCUUCAAAUCGCGUUGGAAACCGACAAAUCUUUUCGUCAUCCUCACUACAACAUUCAUAACUACUUGGACUCCAACAUUUGGGAGACCAAUCGUCAAACGGUUUUCUGUCUAUAGUUUAUUCUUGAACUUUUCCAAUUUCAAACUUUUUAUUUAUUCCAGAAAAAUAUCAUUAUUAUCAGAAUGAACCAGCGAAUCUACCAUCUAGCGAUAAUGCUUUCUUCAGAUUACAUUUGCUCCAAGUUUAAUGCCGAAUUAAAAUGAUCACAACUUUUAGCAAAAGCGCAUAUGCUCCGCAUGCACUACUUCGAACUGUUCGUCGAUGCAUUUGAAAUACAGUUUUUAAGUUUGGACGGACGAUUCUGUCAAAGUUUUAAAGAGAGUAUCUGCCUCAGCGAGUUACUCUAUUUACUUUUAAAAGACCACCCAUACCAUAUCCAAGUCAAUAAAGGGCUAAAUUGGUCUCUUCAGCCGCCUGAAAUUGUUUAUAUAUCACUCUCAUUUGGAAGAUGAAUUAAUUUAGCUGAGGGUAAAAACAGUCAUGUGUUUACUUUCUCAAUAGAAAGGAAAUUUAAAACUGAGUUGUUAUGAAAAACUUAAAAAUAUUUUAAUGAAUAGAAGAAAGAAUACAUUACUAGAGUUCUCAUGAUGAAAAAAUUAUUUUUAAUGAAGACAUGCUUUUGCUUGCUUUUCUUUUUUUGGACGACACUAAUUCUUGUUGAAAUAUGAUCGCCGCAAGGUUAAUUAUUCUGUUAUCUUGUUAGCAAAUGAAAUUUGAAUCAAAACUUAUAGUAUUUGUGUUAUUAGGGUAGGGACAGCUGUCUCAUGCUCCUGAUUACAAAAACUUAAAGCACAAAUUAUUGAUAGAUUUACAAAAACAGGAGUAUACCUUAUUAUAUUAGAUAUAUACUGCGACCAUGCCAAAUUAAAAUUUAGAUAGAACUUUACUUAAACGAAGGUAUUUCUCGUGUUGUUGAGUCUUGUUUAUCUGGGUAAACUGCCCUGCAAUUCAGGAUCGCAAAAGAUUUUCAUGUUGCUUUUAUUUCGUUGUAAUAGUAGAGAGAUACUAUUUGAUUCUUAAAUCUUUUGUGCACAUGAAAAAAGUGGGCAAGUCUCUGAUGUGGAAAGUUACUCUCACAAUAUGGUUUUAAGUCAUAAUUUUAGGUAUUAGAACAUCUAUCAUCGAUUCAAAGAUGUUUCGGGUCAGAUAUGUUUGUAAUAAUGUUACCGUGACAACGGAAGAUUCACCACCCACUGAUAUCGAAACUGUUCAUAUUGCCUACCCAUUUUUUUUUACUAGCAAUCUGUCUUGUUAUACCGAGUACUGUUUUCAUCUACUGUUACUCGCAUGUGAUUUAUCAUGUGUGGUUUAAUGCUGAGGAGAAUAAAGCCACGAACACAGCGCUCUUAAAAUCGCGCCGCAAACUGACCAAACUUUUCAUUAUCCUUACUGUUACAAUAAAAGCCAAUCGUGAAACAGUUUGCGAGAAAAGAACGGAUAACAAGCUACGAGCUGAUCUCUUUAUUGCUUGCUCUCAUCGGUUUGACGGUGAAUCCAUUAUUUAUGCUUUUCGUUGCCCAAGAUUUCGCCACGAAGCAAUAAAAAUAUUACCUUGUUUUUGCUGUAAGAAGGAAGAGCUUCGUCCAAAUAGCCUGAGUGGUAACAGGGUCGGUUUGCAGCAAACGGCCUCUGUAUGA
Pocillopora meandrina is the source of this 2212-nucleotide messenger RNA. The record is from the annotation of a GenBank genome assembly. Lineage: Eukaryota; Metazoa; Cnidaria; Anthozoa; Scleractinia; Pocilloporidae.